UACCCUUGUUUUCGGAAAUGAUGUCAGCUCUAGCCCCAUUGGGAGGGAAACUGACGAGUGGCGCCUUAAUUUUAAAUUCCGCGGGAUUUUGUCAUUAACAGAGUAUAUUUAGGUGUUCACAUAAAACUGCGCAAACUAAUCAGAUUGUGCAUUUAGAAGUAUAUUACUUGUUGCAGCGGAAUUGUAAGAUAAAUCCCUUUAGCGCUUUAGUUCUUAAAAUAUAAAGAAAAAGCUAAAAUGCCUGCUACUGCAGAAAUAAAUUGCGAGGGAGCUGCUCGUCCUGAAGCCAGCGACAAGGAUCAAUGUAAAGCGUGUUGUCAGACAGAGAUCCUUCAUGUCGUUUGUGACGAGAGAGCUUACCUGAAUCAGGUGGAGUAUAUUCUUAAAACUGGAGCCCGGAAAGGCGAUCGGACCGGGACAGGAGUGAUCUCAGUGUUUGGCUCACAAGCGAGAUACAGCCUUCGAGAUCAGUUUCCACUGUUGACUACAAAGAAAGUAUUCUGGAAGGGAAUCUUGGAAGAGCUGUUAUGGUUCAUUAAGGGCUCUACAAACUCCAAGGAGCUGUCCAUGAAGGGAGUCAAAAUCUGGGAUGCAAAUGGAUCCCGGGAGUUUUUAGACAAGAGUGGCUUUACCUCCAGAGAGGAAGGUGACCUAGGGCCAGUGUAUGGUUUUCAGUGGAGGCACUUUGGAGCAGAAUACAAAGACAUGCACACAGAUUACACAGGGCAAGGCGUGGACCAACUACAGAAGGUCAUAGAAACCAUCAAGACCAAUCCUGAGGACAGACGGAUCAUCAUGUGUGCUUGGAAUCCCAAAGAUAUGCCUAAUAUGGCUCUUCCUCCCUGUCACGCCCUGUGCCAGUUUUACGUGUCCAAUGGUGAAUUGUCCUGCCAGCUCUAUCAGCGCUCAGGAGACAUGGGGCUGGGUGUGCCAUUCAACAUUGCCAGCUAUGCGCUGCUCACAUACAUGAUCGCUCAUGUCACUGGGCUGAAGCCUGGUGAUUUCGUACACACUUUGGGAGAUGCACACAUUUACAUCAACCACAUAGAGCCUCUGAAAAUCCAGCUGCAGAGAGAGCCCAGACCCUUCCCUAAACUGAAAAUCCUGCGCAAAGUGGACAACAUUGAUGACUUCCGGGCUGAAGAUUUCGAAAUUUGUGAUUACAACCCCCAUCCAGCAAUUAAAAUGCAAAUGGCAGUUUAACAAUAACACUUCCAUGAUUACCUAG
Messenger RNA from Lepisosteus oculatus (spotted gar), 1228 nucleotides. RefSeq names its product thymidylate synthetase (gene tyms). Gene Ontology annotation, biological process: dTMP biosynthetic process. Gene Ontology annotation, molecular function: thymidylate synthase activity. Gene Ontology annotation, cellular component: cytosol; mitochondrion. The record is from RefSeq and is a predicted model, not a curated record. Lineage: Eukaryota; Metazoa; Chordata; Actinopteri; Semionotiformes; Lepisosteidae.